AUGGGAAAAGUCAUCGGCAAUGGUCGAUCAACCAAGGUCUGGAAAGACUCAUGGGUCUCACUAACUCAGAGGACAUUACCGUGUGGAACUACUACUGAAGAUGAUAACGAUUUGAGAGUAUUUGACUUGCUCACUACAGAGCUUAGCUGUAACCGCAAGCGAAUUGAGGAAGUCAUCCCUGCCUUAGCUCCGAUGAUUCUGAGCCUCCAACCGAGCAUCUCAGGAGCAGAAGACAGUUACUUCUGGUACCCGACACGAAAUGGUAUCUAUAGUGUCAAGUCGGGAUACCACUCUAUCAAAGGCCCAAGCGCAACGCCAGCAAGUAACCAGAGUGACUUCAACUGGAUAAAAGACGUCUGGAACGGAGCCUUCUCUCCCAAGAUGAAGACCUUCUUGUGGACUACUAUCCAAAAAGCGAUACCACUUGGAGCAAACCUGCAAAGUAGAGGUGUUACUCAAGAAGUAAAAUGCAUCAGAUGUGGACAAAUAGAAACGGAGACUCACAUUUUCUUCACGUGUGAGUUUGCUAUGAAGGUGUGGGACUACAUUCAACUGAAGCAACUGAUAGACAUCGCAAUCCUCCGAGAUGUUGCCUCUGCACUGGUCGCCUUCAGAAAUAACCGAUGCCUCUCACCACUAGGAGUAACAACUCCAAUCCUUCCGUUGAUCCUUUGGGCGCUCUGGACUGCUAGGAAUGUGGUUAUCUUCGAACAACGGAGCUACACUGUGGAAGAGACAGCUAUUAGAGUAAUCAAGCUAGCAAGAGAAUGGAGUCAAGCUCAAUCGCACAAAAAGGAAAGCUCAACAACGACACAAGGAUCGAACUUUGUCUUACCUCACCUAGGGUCUCCUCUGCCUCCGCCGAUCGGGACUACGAUCAUCAAGACUGACGCAGCCUGGGACAAGAAGUCACAAACAACAGGACUCGCGUGGAUCGACGCCGGACCUCCAAGCUACAGGAUCAUGCAAGGGGCUAGAAUCCAUCGUAAUGUCGCCUCUCCACUGGCAGCUGAGGCGCUAGCAAUCCGAACCGCUCUUCAGGACGCUACAGCUUCAAAAGUCUCCCUCCUCCGGACUUACUCCGACAAUCAAACCCUGAUCAGGGCAAUCAACGGCAAGCUCUUCGAGAAAGAGAUCUAUGGUAUUUUAAAAGAUAUCGAAACUCUCUCAUCUCUAUUUGUCGAAUCAUCUUUCUGCUUUCUUUCACGGGCCAAGAAUGGACAAGCUGACUUUUUAGCAAAAUCUAUUCUUAGGAAUCUUCUUUGUGUAAUGGGCCGGUCUUUAUCCAUUUAA
This is a messenger RNA of Raphanus sativus (radish), 1293 nucleotides long. RefSeq lists its product as uncharacterized. NCBI's taxonomy places the organism in Eukaryota, Viridiplantae, Streptophyta, Magnoliopsida, Brassicales, Brassicaceae. The record is from RefSeq and is a predicted model, not a curated record. Bases 1 to 1293 code for a protein of 430 amino acids. The transcript has a single exon. Gene Ontology annotation, molecular function: nucleic acid binding; RNA-DNA hybrid ribonuclease activity.